Molecule: messenger RNA, 2217 nt
Organism: Calliphora vicina (urban bluebottle blowfly)
Lineage: Eukaryota; Metazoa; Arthropoda; Insecta; Diptera; Calliphoridae
Product: 5-hydroxytryptamine receptor 2A-like
Exons: 5
Coding region: 19-2217 (732 amino acids)
Biological process (GO): neuropeptide signaling pathway
Cellular component (GO): plasma membrane
Molecular function (GO): neuropeptide receptor activity
Source: RefSeq, a predicted model, not a curated record
AAAAUAAAUGUUUUCAAUAUGACCAUAACAUCCAAGGAAUUCAGUGAUUUAUUACAAUAUUUCUCAGUUAACAAUUCAUCCAAACACAUCAUAUCGCUGGCUUUAACAGCCAACGAGUCAUUUGUUGUGGGCUUUAAACAGCAGAGUGUUACAUUCGAGCAUCCACCCUGGGAUUUACUGGACGAAGAAAAUUCGUCAGCGUCUUCACUCUUCAAUCAGUAUAUCGAUAAUUCCACCUCCUUGCAAUAUGCCAGCAAUGAUACCUUUGCAAAUCGUACGAAAAUUAUUGUUAAGCCCAGGAUUAGUACGGAAAUACCCAUAUGGCUGAUACCAUGCUACAGCAUCAUACUGAUAUUUGCCAUAAUUGGCAAUUUAUUGGUGGCCUCAACGUUGUUUCAGAACCGUCGUAUGCGUACAAUAACGAAUGUGUUUUUAGCAAAUCUAGCUAUUUCCGACAUGCUGCUGGGUGUCCUGUGCAUGCCCAUCACACUGGUGGGAACGUAUUUGAGACAUUUCAUUUUCGGUGAAUUGGUGUGUAAAUUUAUACAAUUUGCUCAGGCUGCCUCUGUAGCUGUUUCAUCGUGGACUUUGGUGGCAAUAUCAUGUGAACGUUAUUAUGCCAUUUGUCAUCCACUACGCUCAAGGACGUGGCAGACUAUAAAUCAUGCAUAUAAAAUAAUUGGUUGCAUUUGGUUUGGCAGCAUCAUUUGUAUGGCACCAAUAGCCAUUUUCAGUCAAUUGAUACCGACAAGUCGUCAGGGUCUACGAAAAUGUCGCGAACAGUGGCCAGAAGAAGCUGUUGGCUACGAACGUUUCUACAAUAUAUUUUUGGAUCUCGUGUUACUGGUGCUCCCUUUGGCCAUAUUGUGUGUUGCGUACAUCCUAAUAACACGCACAUUGUAUUUGGGAAUCAAGGAUGAGAAAGCACUUAUAUUUGGUAAUAAAAACAAUAAUAUGAGCCAUGGUGCAGCAGGAGAUGCAAAAGUCUACACACAAGUUGAAGCUGAAAUGAAAACACCAACCGUCUUUAAUUUAAACAUGUCAUUUCGUUAUCAAACACGUAAAGGUGCCAGCAGUGCGUUGACAGGAUCAGGUGGUUGUGUCAAUAAUGGCGAUACAUUGCAAAUGGCCAAAUCAGCAGCAACUAAUGGUAGAGAAACGAAAUAUUUUACGAGCAGCAGUACAGGUGCAGAAAAUAAAUAUUCCGCAAUGGGUUCCAUUGCACCAUCAGCAGCGGGAUCAGUCUAUGGCCGGAGAGGAAUGUGUUUAAAUACAACAGCAAAUAGUCAAGCGGAAACGGAAAUUUCAUUUAAAGAAACAAAAGAGCAAAGUAAUAAUCUACAAGCACCGUCAUCUUUGCGUCAGGACUACAAUGAUGAUAUCACACAAAUAGGUGGUUGUGAUUCAGGCGAAGUUGAAGUAGCUGCCGUAACGGCAAUUGCAGUGCCACAAACAUCAACGACAGCAGCUAAUAGACGUAAAUUCACAAACUCAAAUAGAUCUAACGAUGGUCGCCACUCACAAUUGUAUUGUAUGCGAUCAGCAUCUGUGAAAUCGCUGAAUCGGAAUAGCAGCAAGGCAAGAGCAGAGGGUCAGGAUGCAGCGUCCACAUCAUGUUACUCAUUAAAUACGAUGCCCACAUCACACACCACUAGACUACAACAAAGGCGAAGUUUUAUUCAAAAGCAACAGCAUCUACAGCAGCUGCCAUUUCAUCAACAUCAACAGCAGCAAACAAGCGAUGUGCUGGAAAAGCGUAAAUUAAAUUCAGUGCCCAGUUUACGCAUCACCGAAUCGGCACUUAGAAGAUCCAAUCUCGAAAAGAAUUUGGAGAGUAAGAAACGUGUCGUUAAAAUGCUUUUUGUUUUAGUUCUGGAGUUCUUUAUUUGCUGGACACCCUUGUAUGUCAUCAAUACGGUGGCCAUGUUUAUUGGUCCCGCCAUCUACGAGUAUGUGGACUAUACAACGAUAAGUUUUUUCCAACUGCUGGCCUACUCAUCGAGCUGUUGCAAUCCCAUCACCUACUGCUUCAUGAACGCCAGUUUUCGUCGAGCUUUUGUUGAUACCUUCAAGGGGAUGCAUUUAAAUGGUGGCAGUUUUUGGCAUAAGAGUUCAAAGGCUGCAACAAAUCUCUCAGUGGCCGGCAAUUCAAUUGCACUGGCCAACAGCUGUACCGUAAUGACGGCAAAUACUGUACUGGACAGUCCUAGACUUUGA